AUGUACAUAUAUGUUAUAGUUAAGGGGAUAACCGUAUUGGAUUUGGAGUCGUCGUGCGAAAUAUAUCACAAGACUCUGGAGGCAACAUCGUGGGAGCCAAUUUGGCCAAAUAAUUUUAGUGUUCGAUAUUUUCAAUGUACUGACUUCUACGAUGCAAUGGUCUCUGGCUUUACGCUUUCAUGGUUCCAAGCUACUUGUGAUGACUUCCGUGAUGGUGAUUGCCACAUCAAUGAAGGCGCCAAAUACCCUGGGGUUCAGUGCCGCCGUCCACUACGUCCUGACACUGGAUUCUUUGCUAAUCUACUUCGGACAUGUGCCAAAGUUCCUGCAGCUGUUUUCAACAAUCUAGUACCGUUGAAGAUGAGACCAUACCUCGUAGCAAAGAUUGGAUUUGGGACUCCAUGCGUGAUUGUGUUUUUGAUAUAUAAAUGGCGUAAGAGGCAUUUAUCAAUGUAUGACGGUGUGGAAGAAUUUUUGCAAAGCCACAAUAAUCUUAUUCCAAUAAGGUACUCUUAUUCCGAAAUUAGGAAGAUGACUAAAAGUUUCAAGGACAAAUUAGGUGAAGGAGGCUAUGGCACUGUAUUUAAAGGAACCCUUCGAAGUGGUGGUUUUGUGGCUAUAAAGAUAUUAGGUAAGUCCAAAACUAACGGACAAGAUUUUAUCAGCGAAGUUGCAACCAUUGGAAGGAUUCACCAUAUUAAUGUAGUGCAACUCAUUGGUUUUUGCGUUGAAGGGUCAAAACGGACUCUUGUAUAUGAGUUCAUGUCUAAUGGUUCCUUGAAUAAAUACAUAUUGUUGCCAGAAGUAAGUACUCUCCUAAGCUAUGAUAAAAUGUAUGAUAUAGCUUUAGGAGUGGCUCGUGGGAUUGAAUACCUACAUCAAGGAUGUGACAUGCGGAUUUUACAUUUUGACAUUAAGCCUCAUAACAUUCUUCUUGAUGAUAAUUUUACUCCCAAGGUAUGUGAUUUUGGCCUAGCAAAAUUGUAUUCAGUAAAUGACAGCAUUGUUUCUUUGACUGCGGCAAGAGGGACAUUAGGAUACAUGGCUCCUGAGUUGUUCUACAAAAACAUUGGAGGCGUCUCAUACAAAGCUGAUGUUUAUAGUUUUGGAAUGUUACUAAUGGAAAUGGCUAGUAGAAGAAAGAACUUAAAUGCAUUUGCAGAACACUCAAGCCAAAUAUACUUCCCUACUUGGGUUUACGACCAGUUGAACGACAAAAACGACAUAGAAAUGGAAGACGCCACAGUGGAGGAAAAGAAAAUAGGCAAGAAGAUGAUCAUUGUUGCGUUAUGGUGUAUACAAAUGAAGCCUAAUGAUCGCCCUUCAAUGAACAAAGUCAUACAAAUGCUUGAAGGAGAAGUUGAAUGCUUACAAAUGCCUUCCAAGCCUUUCCUAUCAUCAUUGGAAAGAAUCAUAACAUGUGGUGGAGAGAAUUCGAAUAAAUCACACGAAUCAAGUCAAUCAUCUCAAUUCUAA
Messenger RNA from Corylus avellana, 1476 nucleotides. RefSeq lists its product as uncharacterized. The record is from RefSeq and is a predicted model, not a curated record. Gene Ontology annotation, molecular function: polysaccharide binding. Lineage: Eukaryota; Viridiplantae; Streptophyta; Magnoliopsida; Fagales; Betulaceae.